Messenger RNA from Bufo bufo (common toad), 2122 nucleotides. RefSeq lists its product as uncharacterized. NCBI's taxonomy places the organism in Eukaryota, Metazoa, Chordata, Amphibia, Anura, Bufonidae. Gene Ontology annotation, molecular function: DNA binding. The transcript is spliced from 2 exons. Gene Ontology annotation, biological process: DNA recombination; DNA integration. The record is from RefSeq and is a predicted model, not a curated record. The coding region runs from base 540 to 1817 and encodes 425 amino acids.
CCUCGUUGGAUCACCUUGACCACGGACGCUUCUCUGCUGGGCUGGGGGGCCCAUCUGGAGGACUAUCCAGUACAGGGUACUUGGAAUCCCCAGGAGAAAAUCCUCUCAUCCAACUGGAGAGAGCUGAGAGCGGUCAAACUAGCCCUCCUUCAUUUUGCUCCUCUCAUCCGCGGUCAGGCGGUGAGAGUCCGAACAGACAACACUACUGUGGUCGCUUACCUAAACAGACAGGGAGGGACGAAGUCCCUAACCCUCCUGAGGGAGGCGGGUUCUAUUCUUUCUUGGGCAGAGAUCAAUCUAUCCCACCUGAUGGCAGUCCAUAUCAGAGGGGAUCUCAAUGUACUGGCAGAUCGCCUGAGUCGGGGUCUACCAGUUCCAGGGGAGUGGUCCCUGAACGAGAACAUCUUCUCUAUGAUUGUCCAGCGGUGGGGCACGCCGGAAAUCGACCUGAUGGCUACCCGAUUGAACGCCAAGGUGAGCAGGUUCUGUUCCCUUUACAGGGAGGACAACCCGGUAGCGAUAGACGCUCUGUCCAUAACAUGGAGGUUCAGGCUGGCAUACAUCUUCCCUCCAAUUUCCAUGAUACCGAGGGUAUUGAUGAAGAUCAAACAAGACCAGACCUCGGUGGUUGCCAUCAUGCCAUUCUGGCCAAAGAGGUCUUGGUUCACCCAGCUCAUGAAGAUGAGUCAGGGCAAUUAUUGGAGACUUCCCCUAAUACAGGACCUUGUGUAUCAGGACACAGGUCCCUGUCUAGAUCUGAGGAGACUCAAUCUGACGGCCUGGAGAUUGACAGGUCCCUUCUAGAAGCUAGAGGGUUAUCUGUGGAGGUCCUGAGAACAAUCUCUCACUCCAGAGCGGAAUCUACAAGCAAGAAGUAUUCUAGAAUCUACAGAAUAUUCCUGCAAUGGUGCAAUAACAGAGAGGUAGUUGCCUCAGACCCUCCUCUCUCCGCUAUUCUACAAUUCCUACAGGAUGGUCUAGACAAGGGUCUAAGCCCAUCUACUAUCAGAGCUCACGUCUCUGCCUUAUCGGCAUGCCUUGGCAGACCGAUGUCUCAGGACCCCCUAAUCAAGAGGUUCCUGAAGGGAGCCGAAAGACUUAAACCCAGAGUCCUGAGACCAAUCCCACAGUGGGACUUAUCGGUGGUUCUAAAAGGGUUAUGUGUCCCCCCUUUUGAGCCUUUGAAUGAAGUGGACUUGAGGUUCCUAUCCCUAAAGAUCACAUUCUUACUGGCUAUCACAUCAGCUAAGAGAGUUGGGGAACUUCAGGCUCUGGGGGCUUCUGAGCCCUAUUUAAAAAUCCUUCAGGACAAGGUCCUGUUAAGGUUUUUACCAACCUUUUUACCAAAGGUUCCUACCUUUUCUAAUAUUAAUCAGACAAUAUGUCUGCCCACCUUUUCACCGGCUGCAACUUCUCCCGAGGAGGAAAGGCUCCGUACAUUGGACAUUUCAAGAGGUCUUAGAAUAUAUUUGGACAGAACAAGCGAUUUUAGAAGAUCGGAAAACCUCCUUCUGACCUAUACAGGGAAAAACAGGGGUCUGAAGGCCUCAAAACCCACGCUGAGUAGGUGGAUUAAAGAGGCAAUCCGUCUGGCUUUUCUGUCCCAAGAUUUGACGCCUCCUUCUUUCGUCUCCGCCCAUUCUACCAGGGCUGUAUCCACCUCUUAUGCGGAGAAGAAACUGAUUCCCCUGGAUCAGAUUUGUGCAGCCGCUUCUUGGAGUUCUCUGAACACCUUCAUUUCGCAUUACCGUCUAGAGUCUAGACAGACGGAGGGAAUGGCCUUUGGACAAUCCGUUUUAAGUGCCGCCCUCUCCUGAGAGGGGAGUAGGGAGCCCUCCCAAUUUGGGUGAGGUUCUUGCUACUUCCCCACUUGUGCUGCUGGUUAGGACGUAAGGGAAGCGUCAAUUUUGACGUAAAUUUGUUUUCCCUUAGUCCUAACAGCAGCACACAAAUUUCCCUCCCCUUGUAUGAUUUCUUUGUCAUUUACUUGUUAUAAAGCAACCCCGUCCAGUUGGGGCCGGGUUAUAUGGGGUAGGGGCUUAAUUGGCUAAUUGUUAAUUAAGAUACUUAGGCAGAAAUUUUUGUUCAUUAAAAUUCCGCCUGUCCUGACCAGCUUCACAGG